AUGGACAGCGGUGUUCUAAAGAACAGAAAUGAGAAGUCAACUCCUAUUUCGAGGGAUAAUAACGCUUCUACUGAGAGUACACACGAAAUCAAACCAGAUGAUGUUAUAAUCAAGUCAAAUCCCGAUGUCGAAAGACUAGAAAUGAUGGAAAAGUUGGUUUUGACCAAGAUAGACAAGCUACUGGGCAAAUUUGAAUUGAAGCUAUCGAACAUGGAGAAGUAUCUUGAACAGUCGGCCGUGGAUGUUGAAAAUACUGCCAGCACAAUACUAUCGUACACGCCUUCGUAUUCCAACUUGGUCAGUACCUUGAAAUCCAUUAAAGGCUACCUUCAAAAGAACCAGCAGCAUAGCUUGCAUCCGUUGACGAAAAUAAUAGACGAUUAUUAUGAACAAGAGAAACAGCCAAAGGGUGAGGACAAGAAACAUUCCCUUGAUGAGAAAGCUCAUAGUACCCUGGCAAACAGCACCCAAACUUUCCAGGAAUAUAAACAACAGCUGUUCUAUGCCAUUCAAGUCUUGAACGCCCGUUUAACGGAUUUCGAGAAACACCAUAAUUUACCACCGUUGAAUACACAUCCAAGUGAACGUUUGAUUGCAUUAAAGGAGACACUCUAUAACUAUGACGUUGCGUUGACAACCUCGAAGAAAAGACAUUUGACUUUUUAUGAGCUUCCAUUCCAAUGGAGAGAAAACAAGUACAUAAUUUAUGGGUACAGGUUUGCCACUAGUCACUUCUCAGCAAUGACAUCGUGGUUACAUUGGCACAAUGAAACCGUAAAUAUCUGGACUCAUUUGUUAGGUUCUGCUUACAUGGUCUACCUCGGUUUGGUCCACUUCCCCCAAUCUGAGCAUUUCCAAACUUAUGCAGCAAGUUUGAGUGAUAAGGCGGUCAUGUAUCUCUUCAUUUCAUCCUCGAUUAUUUGUAUGAUGUUUUCAGUUUUCUGGCAUUCUUAUGCUAAUAUUGGAUUCGUGACAACGCGGUCCAAGUUUGCAUGUUUCGAUUAUAGUGGUAUUGUUAUAUUGAUAUCUUCCUCAAUUAUUUCAACUGAACAUAUCUCCUUAAAGGGCCACUUAAAAUUGAAACUGCUAUUUAUGGGAUUCUCAUCGAUAGCUGGUAUAGUUGGAAUCAUAAUGGCUUGGCACCCUUAUUUUGAUCGGCCAGAAUCAAGAAUAUUGAGAAUCUUGUUCUUCAUCUCAUUGUCGUUCUUGGGUGUUGUUGCAUUUUCAUGUUCUUGCUUUUUUCAUUCUAUCCAGUAUUGCUUGAAUUUGUUCUUUCCUUUGCUAUUUUCAUUUGUUUGGUACCUUUCAGGUGUUGUAUUCUAUGGCUCUUUCUUUCCCGAAUGUUGCAGGACCGAUGUUGAAGUUGAUAACUUUGAAAUUUCGGAUGAAACAAUCAUGCAGUUGGACAGAGAGGGGAAAUUCUUGGAAUACUUGCAUAAACAGCCUGUCAAGACUUGUAAUCAUGGAAUCACUUCACUAUGGUGGAUCGACUGGAUCGGUAAUUCUCAUAACUUAUGGCACCUCUUUGUGAUUGGUGGCGUAUUAGGACAUUAUAAGGCUCUGCUGGAUAUGUUUAAGUACGGUUACGAACAUCAAUAA
This is a messenger RNA of Pichia kudriavzevii, 1599 nucleotides long. RefSeq lists its product as uncharacterized. Bases 1 to 1599 code for a protein of 532 amino acids. The record is from RefSeq and is a predicted model, not a curated record. Gene Ontology annotation, molecular function: signaling receptor activity. Lineage: Eukaryota; Fungi; Ascomycota; Pichiomycetes; Pichiales; Pichiaceae. Gene Ontology annotation, cellular component: membrane. The transcript has a single exon.